AUGCGGCGGAACUUCCGCCUCAUCUCCUCCAAACUCGAACCGCAUGGAUACUGGGUGUUGGGCGACAUCAUGGACGGGGGUAGGGAAUGGGGCAGUUCUCGGUAUGAGUCCGAAGCGCAACGUGUCAAGAGCGUUUUUAAUGUCAGGGAUGGCACGCCGAUAUUUUGGGCGGCCGGGAACCAUGACAUUGGGUUUGGGGAUAAAGUGAUACCUGAAGCAUACGACAGAUACAGAGCUGUGUUUGGAGAACCCAAUUAUGCCGUAGAAGUGGCAAACCAUACGCUCAUCGUGCUGGACACUGUGAGCUUGAGCGGGCCCGCUGGAACAAGACCUGCUGAUGCCGCGCUGGACUUUCUGACUGACUUCUCAGAAGGAGAAUCAUCAUCGAACCCGCGCAUUCUAGGCACGCACGUUCCCUUAUACCGGCGUGAUGACCACGACUGUGGGAAACUAAGAAGGAACCCGCCGAUGAAACAAGGACGGGGUUAUCAGUACCAGAAUCUUGUCGUGGAAUCGUUGUCAAAGCACAUUCUGGAGAAGAUAAAACCUUCGCUUGUGUUGUCUGGCGACGACCAUGAUUGGUGUGAGAACGAACACACGUUUGAAAGCGGGACCGCGAAGGAAUAUACUGUUGCCACCUUCUCUUGGAUGCAGGGCAACGUCCACCCCGGCUAUGCCCUCCUAACCCUCCUCCCCUCCCACGCCGCCCCCCACCCCACAACUCCCACACAAACCUUCGCCCUGGCAACCUGCCCCCUUCCCCCCCAAAUCCCCGUCUACAUCUGGUACGCCUUCCUCGCUCUCAUCACGCUCCCCCUCCUCCUGCACUGGACGUACCGGCAAGUCUGGGCCGAUGCGCCGUCCUAUAUCCAGAUCCCGAUGUUCUCGUACGGCAACCAGCGCGGGGAAUUCCUACGACGGAGUGCGCGGAGGAGGAGUGCGAGGCUAAGCGUGGCGAAUUCGAGGGGGAGGGGGGGUGGGGGGGUUGUGGCGAGGGUGUGUGCGAGGGCGCCGGGGUUGUGGAUGU
This is a messenger RNA of Fimicolochytrium jonesii, 1027 nucleotides long. Its product is annotated as Metallo-dependent phosphatase-like protein. The transcript has 6 exons. The record is from RefSeq and is a predicted model, not a curated record. The annotation marks the transcript as partial. Gene Ontology annotation, cellular component: endoplasmic reticulum. Gene Ontology annotation, molecular function: hydrolase activity. Gene Ontology annotation, biological process: GPI anchor biosynthetic process. NCBI's taxonomy places the organism in Eukaryota, Fungi, Chytridiomycota, Chytridiomycetes, Spizellomycetales, Powellomycetaceae.